GAGUGCUCCGGCAGGCGGCGCAUGGGUCGCCGGGUGCCCUGGCUGCGGCGCAACAGCGACAUCAGCUUCAACUCGGCCGACUUUUUCGUGGGCGGCCUGAGCCAGGCGAUCCUGGACCGGCCGCCCUCGUACGCCGAGGAGGACGUCGACAAGCCGCCGGCUUACGAGGACCUCUUCCCAGAGGACGGUGUGGAUAAUGCGGCGUUCUCCCCGGACUCCCCGUCGGGAUCCCAGCCGCCGCCGCAGCGGCACCACCACCACCAUCACCAACCCCCGCAGCGGCAGCCGGCUGCAGCCGCGGCGGCCGCUGACCUGUCGGCCGUGUCCCAGCCAGUGGUGGUGGUGCGCGGCCACCGCAGAGGCCUGUCGGGACCGGCCGCCAUCCACCUCGGCACCGCCGACCAGACCGAGAGGGUCACUGCCGAACAGGCUAGCCAGGUCAUUGCGGAACAGACUGGCCAGGUCACUGCGGAACAUAAUAACCAGGUCACUGAGGAACGUACCGGGCAGGUCACUGCGGAACUAGGUGGUCAGGCCACUGUGGAACAGAACGGUCUGGCCAUUGCGGAACAAAACGGUCAGGCUGCUGCGGAACAAACUGUGGAAUUAAAUGGUCAGACUGCUGCGGAACAAAGCGAUCAGAAUGUGACUGAGGAACAAAACCAAAAGACCCCCGUAGAUGAAGACGGCGAAAUGGCUUCCGCUGAAGACGGAGUUCAGCACCCGACUGAAAAAGACCGCGGUCAGAAGCCCGCCGAGGAAACAGCCAGUGCAGUGACCUCCGAGCGUGAUAUGGUUCCUGCUGACCCGAGUACGACAGCAGACGGCGAACAGAGCGACACGGCGACCACCGAACAGACUGUCUCGACUGCGUCUGAGCCGACCAGCGCCGUGCCUACCGCACAGGCCAGCGGAGUGGCCUCUGGACAGUGUAACGAUACCCGCACCAGCACCCCGGCAUCCGAACAGGCCGAUGUCAUCACGAGCAGCAGCGAGAAAUCACCCAUCAGCUACUCCCCGCGGCCGGGAGCCGAUGGGGCGCCGCGGCUCACGGCGCCGGAGACCAACUCUCGCCGCCAGACGAGCGGCUCUGACGGGCCGGGCGCGCCGCCGACGGACUGUGACCCGCCUGUCGAGCCGACAGAGGUCUGGGAGGACGUCCAGCUGUGAUGAGACGGCGCCGCGGCCUCACUGGGUACGUGACAUACCGGCGGGCGCGGGUAGGCGCCGGGCUGAGCGGGGGUCUGAUAGAGGCCGGUGCUGCACUUAUGGCGGUGGCGUGUCAAGCCAGAUGGUUUUAGAUG
This is a messenger RNA of Amphibalanus amphitrite, 1304 nucleotides long. RefSeq lists its product as uncharacterized. The record is from RefSeq and is a predicted model, not a curated record. The transcript is spliced from 2 exons. Lineage: Eukaryota; Metazoa; Arthropoda; Thecostraca; Balanomorpha; Balanidae. Bases 22 to 1170 code for a protein of 382 amino acids.